CUUAAUAUUCAUUGUCUUGCCCUGAACAAAAAUACCAACGCGGGUCACUUGCAAUCACAACUUGUUUGGCUCCCUCUACACCUCUCAACCUUCUCCUUCACGUAUUUUUCUUCAACUUAUUAACACUGGCAUUGCAUGCUUUGAAAUCCAACAAAAAAUAGCACCUAUAUUUAUAUAUCGCGCAUCGCAUAUAUGUAUGUAUAUAUAUACAAAGUUACAAACCUUCAUCUUCUAACCCCACCCUUUAAGCCAAACCAUCUUCUUCCACAUAUAUAACAUUUAUGCAUCAUGUUCCUUUUGCUCAGCAUCUCUGUUUCUUCCGUUGUCUUCAAAUUGGAGGUUUUUGAUUAAUGGGUUUUCUCCGUCUCCCUCUGAAUUGUAUGAGAUUCUUUAAUUUUCUUGGUUGACACUUGAGCCUUGACUUGCCCGAGUUUGUUUCCUUCAAAGUUUUGAAAUGGGACCCGUUAGAGGGAUGAAGAGGAGGAAGAAGGCAGAGAAGAAGGUUGACCAGAAUGUGUUAGCUGCAGCUGCUUCACUGAGUUCUCAACCCCAGCCCGUCGAUUGGUGGGACGACUUCUCUCAGAGAAUUACUGGCCCUUUAUCAUCAAAAUCAGAAGAUAGAAUGAAAUUUGAAUCUGUCCUCAAAGUUUCGAGAAAGACAUUCAGUUACAUCUGUUCACUUGUAAAGGAAGAUAUGAUGACUAGCAGCUCAAACUUCAGCUAUUCAAAUGGAAAGCAGUUGUCUCUAAAUGACCAAGUUGCUGUCGCUCUUAGGAGGCUUAGCUCUGGUGAGUCCUUAGUGAGCAUCGGUGACUCAUUUGGGAUAAACCGAUCAACCGUUUCUCACAUUACCUGGAGGUUUGUGGAAGCAAUGGAAGAAAGAGGGCUGCACCAUCUUUGUUGGCCUACAAAGCUUGGUGAAAUGGAGGAGAUAAAGUCCAAGUUUGAGAAAAUCCGCGGCCUUCCAAAUUGUUGUGGUGCAAUUGACAUCACACACAUCCUGAUGACCCACCCUACACCGGGCUCACCAGAUGAUGUCUGGCUUGAUUGCGAAGAAAAAUGCAGCAUGAUCUUGCAGGCAAUCGUUGACCCAGAUAUGAGGUUCCGUAACAUUAUUACAGGAUGGCCAGGAAGUUUGAGUGAUGAGCUAGUCCUUCGGAGUUCAGGUUUUUUCAAGCUGUGUGAAGAAAGAAGUUGUUUAAACGGGAAGAAGUUGGUGCUUUCAGAAGGAACAGAAGUAAGAGAAUACAUAGUUGGAGAUUCUGGUUUUCCUCUCUUGCAAUGGCUUCUCACUCCUUACAAGGGGAGGGAGCUCUCAAACUAUCAGUGCGAGUUUAACAAGCGGCUCUCUGCGACGCAGAUGGUGGCGCGCAGGGCGUUGGUGAGGCUGAAGGAGAUGUGGAAGAUAAUUCAAGGGGUAAUGUGGACGCCUGAUAAGAACAAGUUGCCAAGGAUUAUUCUGGUUUGCUGUAUUCUGCACAAUAUAGUUAUUGAUUUGGAGGAUGAGGUGCAAGAUGAAAUGCCCUUGUCUCAUCAUCAUGAUUCUGGUUACCGGCAACACACAUGUGAAUCUGCUGACAAUACUGCCUCUCUCCUGAGAGAGAAGCUUGCUCUUUACUUGUCUGGAGAGAAGAACCUUGCUUCAGUCUUACCUGGUUGAAAUUGGAAAUCUUAUAAUCUUUUGGGGAACUUACUUUUGUAGAAACUAUAGUUCUAAAUAUAAUUUUGGCUGAAUGAAUCUCUCGCUCAAAUUGGAACCUC
This is a messenger RNA of Prunus mume (Japanese apricot), 1761 nucleotides long. RefSeq names its product PIF / Ping-Pong family of plant transposase. Lineage: Eukaryota; Viridiplantae; Streptophyta; Magnoliopsida; Rosales; Rosaceae. The record is from RefSeq and is a predicted model, not a curated record. Gene Ontology annotation, molecular function: sequence-specific DNA binding.